AUGGUGUGCAGAGUGGUGCCGCAGUUUUUGCUGGAGAAGCCCCUGUUUCUCAUGGGGUGCAGCAUCCUGCUGGGACUUAUCGUUCCAGUGGUGGCAAGGUUUGCAGGAAACAACGACCCCUACGAGAACCAGGUCUCGCACAUUUUCGGGCAAGACUCCAUUUGCGUGGCCAUGGACUUCCCGGGCUGGAUGGAGGCCGCCACUGUGAUGUUUUUCUUUGCUGGCCUGCUUCACUCCUAUGCUGUGAUCAGGGUGUAUCAGCACUGCAAGACGGAGUGGCAGGCACAGAGCAGUAAACGAUGCCUGCUUGCGUUUGUGGUCUUCGAGAUCUUAUGCGUGAACUGCUUCUGGAUGGUUGGCCUCUUCAGUCCUGUAUUGAACCAGAGCGUCGGCCAAGUGAUGGCGCAUACGAUUCCUUUCGUUGUCUUCCAGUUCUUUUUCUUCUUUUGGGUCAUCUUCCUCAUGGCCUGCGUGCCUCCAACAGAUGUGGGCAAGAUUCGUUCAGUGUCGUGGUACUGCGUCAGCGCGGCCUACGUGCUCUUGCAGCUAUUUCAGCUUGCAUUCAUCUUUUGGACGCUUGCUUUGCUGUCGCAGCCUGGUGUUGAGACUGCUGGGCCAAACCGCUUCAAAGGUCCGCUCGCCGGCGAGUACGCUUCGCUGCAGGUUCUUGAGCCAGUGAGUCUCUUCCUCCGCCUAAGCUGCCUCUGCCUGCACCCUCUGCGCUUGCCAGCUCGCCAGCCUGAGAAGGUAGAGGCUGCCAAGACAGCUGACAUCACGACCGAGGAAGCUUGA
Molecule: messenger RNA, 792 nt
Organism: Symbiodinium sp. CCMP2456
Lineage: Eukaryota; Dinophyceae; Suessiales; Symbiodiniaceae
Source: the annotation of a GenBank genome assembly